AUGCGUCUUCCCUGGAAAACACUGCUAUUCUGGGUUCUGCUGCUGAUUGUCCACCACAGGACUGCAGGGAGCGUCCUCUACAGGGCACAAGAGGAACAGCCACCUAAUACUCUUAUUGGCAGCCUAGCUGCUGACCAGGGCUUACCUGACUCUGGUCACUUAUACAAAUUAGAGGUGGGAAGCCCCUACUUACGGGUGGAUGGUAAGACAGGGGAUAUCUUCACUACAGAAGUCCCCAUCGAUAGGGAGAACAUAAAAGAUUGUCGAAAUCUGUACAGGGGAGAUCCCUGCUUCUUGGAGUUUGAGGUGUCUAUAACAGACUUAAACCAAAAUCUGAGCCCUCGUCUGAUUGAAGGGCGAAUUGAGGUCCAGGACAUUAAUGACAACACACCACAGUUUCCUUCGCCCAUUCUCACCCUUUCCAUUCCGGAGAACACCCACCAAGGAGCACUAUUUCCUAUCCCCCUAGCCAAUGACAGAGAUUCGGGGAGGAAUGGCGUGGUAGAUUAUGCCCUAACUGCAGGCCCGGAUGCAGCUGGGCUUUUUAGCUUGCAAGUAGCUGAAGAUCGAGGUGAGAAGCUUCCUCAGCUGAUUGUUUUGGGUAACUUAGACCGUGAACAGAGGGACUCGUAUGAUCUGAGCAUCAAAGUGGUGGACGGUGGGAACCCUCCACGUUACAGCAGUGCCUUAUUAAGGAUUGUUGUUCUGGAUGCCAAUGAUAAUGCACCCCGAUUUGAGAAGCCAAUGUACGAGGCUGAACUGUAUGAGAACAGCCCAGUGGGACACUCUGUGCUCCAGGUGAAAGCUGUUGACUCUGACAUUGGCCUGAAUGGGGAGAUUGAGUAUUCUUUGCAUCAAGUUACAGAUCCAGUGCAAAAGUUGCUGAGAAUUGACCACUCUACUGGCAUUAUCUUUGUCAAAGGGCUUGUUGACCGGGAGGAAAUUGGGGCUUUGAAGUUUUACGUGGUUGCACGGGACAAAGGUUCAACCCCUAAAAGUUCCAAGGUCUACUUAACCAUCAAUGUGAAAGACCAAAAUGACAAUGCCCCUGUUGUUGAGAUCCGAGGAAUUGGGUUGGUAACUCACCAGGAUGGAAUAGCAAACAUUUCAGAGGACAUGCCCAUUGGGACAGCAGUGGCACUAGUGCAGGUGUCAGACCAAGAUGAGGGAGAGAAUGCUGUGGUUACGUGUGUAGUGGCUGGAGAUGUUCCGUUCCAGCUUCGGCCAGCCAGUGAUUCCCCAACUGACAACAAAAGGAAGUACUUCCUGCAGACAACGACUCUUCUGGACUAUGAGCGAGUCAAGGACUAUCAAGUUGAAGUUGUGGCUGUUGAUUCUGGCAACCCAGCACUCUCCAGCACAAACUCUUUAAAAGUUCAAGUCCAAGAUGUCAACGACAACUCCCCUGUUUUCUCUCCUACAUUGCUGGAGGUGGAUUUUUGGGAAGAGAACCAGCUUGGAGACAAGGUUGUAGACGUGGUAGCCACAGAUGCUGACAGUGGCACAAACUCAGAGCUCACCUACAGCAUAAUUACAGACUCUUCUACAAAAGGUCUUUUCGAGAUCAACCCCAACACAGGGGAGGUGCGGGCACGGAGUCAGCUUGACCGAGAACACAGAGAUCGUUACGAAUUCCAUGUUGCUGCAUCUGAUAAGGGCAUUCCUAGCCACCGUGGAACAGCUGUGGUUGUUGUGAGGGUGUUGGACCGUAAUGACAAUGACCCUAAAUUCAUGUUGAAUGGUUAUAGCUUCUCAGUCUUGGAGAAUAUGCCUAAACUUAGUCCAGUUGGAAUGGUGACAGUGAUUGAUGCAGACAAAGGUCAGAAUGCACAAGUACAUCUGUCUGUGGAGCCAGACAAUGGCAAGUUUGUCAUCCAGAAUGGGACUGGUACUAUCCUUUCUAGUCAUUCUCUUGAUAGAGAGAAGGAGAACAGCUAUACCUUUCGUUUGAAAGCAGUUGAUGGUGGGGACCCACCAAGAUCAUCCUAUGUCGGUGUUACUAUCAACGUAUUGGAUGAAAAUGACAAUGCUCCCUAUGUCACUAAGCCUUCAAACUCCUCCUACAAAUGCCUUUCUUCUUUAACUAACCCCGAAAGCCGAGUGGUGAGAGUGGAGGCAGAGGACAUUGAUACUGGUCCCAAUGCAGAGCUACUUUUCAGUAUUUCCAGUGGCAACCCACACAACCUCUUCCGCAUUUCCCCAACCGAUGGGGAAAUCACUCUAGCCAAGGAAUUAGCUCCCAGGCACAAUGGGCUUCAUCGUCUGGUGGUCAAGGUCAGCGACAAAGGCAAACCACCAAGACAUACCACAGCUCUAAUACACAUUUAUGUGAAUGAGACAUUCAACAAUGUCACUCUGUUGGAGUCAUUGGUGGGGCACAGUCUCAAUACCCCACUGGACUUAGACAUUGCUGGAGAUCCUGAGUAUAAUAAUUCUGCCCAUCGCAGCAAUAUCAUGUAUGGAAGCCUUGCAGGAGUGACAGCUGUCUUGCUGGUCAUUGUGGUGGUGGUGGUCAUCCGACACCAGUGGCAAAAGGAAGCAAAGGGUGGCUACCAGGCAGGCAAGAAGGAGACCAAAGACCUGUAUACUCCUAAGCAGGGUCACAAGGGCAGCAAGGCUAAAAAGUGGAAGAAAGGCAAAGCUCCAAAACCAACUAAACCUUUAGAAGAGGAUGAAGAAGUUGAGGAGGCCAACCUUCAGAAAAGUUUAAAUUUCAACCAUGACAGACUCAAUGACAGCCCCAGAAUCCACCUGCCGCUGAACUAUCCCCCAGGAAGUCCUGACCUGGGUCGACACUACCGCUCCAACUCUCCCCUGCCCUCCAUUCAACUUCAGCCACAGUCUCCAUCAGCAUCCAGUAAACACCAGGUUGUGCAGGAUCUCCCUGUUGCUAACUCGUUUGUGGGAGCAGGUGAUGACAACUCAACUGGUUCUGACCAGUAUUCAGAUUACAGUUACAAAGCAAACCCAGCAAAGUACAGCCUGAAACAGCUUCCUCAUCGUAGAGUGACCUUCUCAACAACCAAUCAAACACAGGACCAACACGACUCCUCCCAGCACAGUUAUUAUGACAGUGGACUGGAAGAAUCAGAAACACCCAGCAGUAAGUCAUCAUCAGGACCACGUAUUGGACCCCUUGCCCUCCCUGAGGACCACUAUGAGAGGACCACCCCCGAUGGCAGCAUUGGCGAGUUAGAACACCCUGAAAAUGAUAUUCGGUCCCUGCCUGAUGUAGCCAUGACUGGUAACUGCACUCAGGAAUGCACCGAGUUCGGCCACUCAGACACCUGUUGGAUGCCAGGGCAGCCAUCUCCCGUUCGCAAGACAAGGAACACCCCCAAACUGUCCACCUUUUUGCCUUACCAGGAGAAGGGUAACGUGGACCGUCUCGGUCCAGGGGGCUCGAGGUUGCCAGAUGAGCGAUGUGCCAAGGUGGCCAGUGUGAGAUUGCUGCCUUCCCAUAGUGCUUACUCCUGCAGCAGCCAUGAGCCAGGCCAGGCCCCUGCCAUAGAGGAGACUUCCAAGAAAGAGAUCUACCUGUGAGAAGGCCUCUAAGAGAUCUACAUGUGAGAAAUGCCUCAGAGAGACCUGCCUGGGAGGAUCUAACAAUCAUAAUGCUUCUGAAAGAGAUCUACCUGUGACGGUCCUUUUUAGAGAGAUGACCUUUUGAGAAGUUCUCUGCAAGAGAUCUACCUCAGAGAAGGUGUCUAAA
Scleropages formosus (Asian bonytongue) is the source of this 3712-nucleotide messenger RNA. Its product is annotated as protocadherin-1-like. Bases 1 to 3543 code for a protein of 1180 amino acids. Gene Ontology annotation, biological process: homophilic cell-cell adhesion. The record is from RefSeq and is a predicted model, not a curated record. NCBI's taxonomy places the organism in Eukaryota, Metazoa, Chordata, Actinopteri, Osteoglossiformes, Osteoglossidae. Gene Ontology annotation, molecular function: calcium ion binding. The transcript has 4 exons. Gene Ontology annotation, cellular component: plasma membrane.